GAAAAGUGUGUUGUUAACUACAAGAAAGCAGGAUUUCCAAGAUUCAAGAAAAGUUCAUUGUAAUUAAAACCAUCCUUUCCCUUUAGCCUAGUCAGUUUUAGUCAGAUUUUUUAACCAAUAAAUUGUAAAGAUGUGAUUUGUACGGGUAAAUGGCCGUAUUGCUUACGGAAUUCUUAGAUAUUAAACAGCUUCAAGUUAUCUAGAUUGUGGCAUGACCUGGUGGGUAAGCCCCUAUCAUGGCAAACGUGAUUUGUUCAUUUAUCUCGGGUUUUUAAGUAAAAUGGUUAUUUUUACGGUUCAUUGACAUAAGAAGGAUCUAAAACUUUUCUACGCUUAUAACUGUCUGCUUUGUUUGUUUUCUGAAAUACCCAGCUUCCAAAAAUAUCAACCAAAAAGUUUUUAGUACCCAUUGUUCUUUCUUUUUUAUUUUUCCCCCCUGUUUCUCCAAUUCAUAGUUUAUUGUGUUACGACUUUUCUGCAAACACGACUUUGGAGGAGUAUUUCAAAAGUAACAGGAUUAUUUUUAAUCUGGACUCUCUUAUCGCUGUGGCUAUUGACNUUUCAUUACUUGUACAUAGCUGUAAUUCCAUCAGCUGAUUGUCAGAAAGAAAAGACUAUUCAUCAUUUUAGGGUUUCUUUUACUUUUUGCAGCCGAAAAGUGUGUUGUUAACUACAAGAAAGCAGGAUUUCCAAGAUUCAAGAAAAGUUCAUUGUAAUUAAAACCAUCCUUUCCCUUUAGCCUAGUCAGUUUUAGUCAGAUUUUUUAACCAAUAAAUUGUAAAGAUGUGAUUUGUACGGGUAAAUGGCCGUAUUGCUUACGGAAUUCUUAGAUAUUAAACAGCUUCAAGUUAUCUAGAUUGUGGCAUGACCUGGUGGGUAAGCCCCUAUCAUGGCAAACGUGAUUUGUUCAUUUAUCUCGGGUUUUUAAGUAAAAUGGUUAUUUUUACGGUUCAUUGACAUAAGAAGGAUCUAAAACUUUUCUACGCUUAUAACUGUCUGCUUUGUUUGUUUUCUGAAAUACCCAGCUUCCAAAAAUAUCAACCAAAAAGUUUUUAGUACCCAUUGUUCUUUCUUUUUUAUUUUUCCCCCCUGUUUCUCCAAUUCAUAGUUUAUUGUGUUACGACUUUUCUGCAAACACGACUUUGGAGGAGUAUUUCAAAAGUAACAGGAUUAUUUUUAAUCUGGACUCUCUUAUCGCUGUGGCUAUUGACUUGAUCUCCCCUAUACAGCACUUGGAACAGAAAGGCGUGGUCCAUAACAACAUAACAACCUCCAGUAUAUUGAUUAGCAGAGGAUUCAGGGUAAUUUUAAAGCAUUAGUGUAGGGCGUCCUUUUUUCGGUUUAUCGCCUUAUGUAUGCGUCAUGCCGGUAUGCGCCUGCGCGCUAGGUUUCGUAAGUAAUCAACCACGCGUUCCGACUCAAGAGCCCGGAAAGGCUUAAGUUUGUACUUUACUUCGCACUUUUUUCCAUUUUUUCUGCAUACCAACCUCGUAAUAUGUGGCCAGGUCGGCAGAUUCCCCGAGAGGCUCCUUCAGAGAUCAGUUAAGCAGUUGGAAACUGUCCUAUCUGUUCGAGCCAAAUGGCGCAAUUAAGAUACCUUAAAAUACCAUCAACUCCUUAAGUUAUUAAUUUGUUUAUUUACUAAGAUUUUAGUAUCUAGUACCUUUUUGUUGAUUUUAUGACUUUUCCAACAUGACAGACAUAACAUUAAAACAGAAUGACAAAAUUUGCAAGCUGUGACGCAAUCAAGUCACGUGUCCAAACUUAUCUAAGGUCCAGAAGACGGAGCCGAGGAAUUUUCAUCAAAUCACAUACAGUGUUAAAGAAAACUUCAAACACUUUAUAUCUUUCAAUUUUGCUUAGAGCACUAGAAACGAUCUUUUUGCUUUCUGCUACAUGUAGGUGCCUCCAAUAACUGCUUUUUUGGGAAGUUUUGGCUUCGCUCAGCGGGUUUCUCAGGAUUUUCCUGAAUGUAUUUUAAAUGGUCACUCGGUGAAGGACAUUUUGGGCAAGAAUAUACUUCAGUUCGGUUUCGUUCUGAGUGAACUGAUGAAGAAUUGCCGCGACUCUAAUGAAUUUGAGGAGGUAAUUGUUACAUUACGUAGCGAAUAGAUCGAUUAUUGGCGUUAAUAUAUAUAGCUCAAGUGACACUUGAUUAUGAUUUGAUAUGCAUGACCCACAACAGCUGAGAACCUUGAGCCUUGUGUGACUACUUGUAGUAAACCAAACCCCACUUGUAAUUGUAAUUAUGGACUUUGUCAAUUACUUUCCGCCUCUCUGGUAAACCCCCACCCCUGCCUCAAACUCCAAAAAUAUGCCCCCGGGUGCUUAUUAGAGAAUUAGUUUUUACUGUGCAUUGCUUUUAUGCAUAAUUCAGUAGCCUUUAAAGUGUACGUUAUUACAAAGGCUAACAAACUAACAAUGUUGCAUGUUAAGAACAGUAACGAAACGUUACCUGUUACACUAGGUAGCCGUAGUGUAAAUAAAGGUGUUAAUAGUUAAAUGAUUUUUUCCUUUUCUAUUUUUUAAUUUAAUGAUUAAUUCUCUUUUAGCUUCAAUAGGUGAUGCAUUUGUGUUUUCAACAAGAUCCUGAUGUGAGACCAAACGCAUGUCAAGUAAGAGACCUGGUGGAGGAACUGUGGUAUCGCAAUGAUAUCUGGGACACUAGCUUGUAG
This is a messenger RNA of Porites evermanni, 2675 nucleotides long. The record is from the annotation of a GenBank genome assembly. NCBI's taxonomy places the organism in Eukaryota, Metazoa, Cnidaria, Anthozoa, Scleractinia, Poritidae.